GUUCGCUCCGUGCCUUGGCUCCGCCUCCGCCUCCCCCCAUUUCGAGGGCAGAUGGUACGUCCCUCUCUCCGGCCCAGCAUCCCGAGUGGCGCUCCCUGCUCCCGUGCUGCUCCUGCCCGGCCUUCCUACUCUCUCGGCCUCCAUCGCUGGGGCUUCCAGAGCUUCCAGAAAGGCUCCCGGGGAGGCCGAGCGCCUUCUCCCCCGCUCUCCGCUCCUCUCCUCCGGGUGGCAUGACGCUGUUCGGCACCGGCGAAGCGGGCUGGCGAUAUCUAGACAUGGCGCGGGAACCUAAGCUGAGCCAUACCAGACCUGGUCAGAAGAGGCAACAUGGUGGAGGCCUAUAUUCCUGUGACCUGGACUAUGACAUCUAUAAAGAUGAUUUGCCAUACAGAGUUUGUGAAUACCAAAAGAUCCCUCCUCUCAUCAGUCACAUUCCUGUCAAAACCAGGCGAAGCCACCUAGGGAAUGGGGGCAAGUCCAGCCUGGCCUCCCACACAGGGUCCAGAGGAAGCAGUUCCACAGCAGGCCACACAAAACUACGAGCAGAAGAGUUACACUCCAUCAAAGGGGAAUUAAGUCAGAUCAAAGUCCAGGUGGAUAACUUGCUGGAGAGCCUGGACCGAAUGGAUCAGCGACGAGACCACAAUGCAGGUUCCAAGGAAAGCAGUAAGAAAUCCAGAGUCAGUGGAGAGGCCUCAUGCCCUGCAGGGGACUUGGUCCAAAGGAAGGCAAGCACGGAAUAUGAUCCUCCAGCUGCUCAGCAGGAUAUUGACAGUGCAGAGGAGAGCACAGAUACUGAAGAAGCGGCAAGGAAUCACAUGCUGGACGCUGAAGGCAGCAACUGAAAAGACCUGAAGUACUCUGACCCCUUGCCUAGCAUUUCCUUUCCUGUGUGUUGUAUUUCUUCAAUGCCUCCAGCUGGUGCUAACAUUUGGCAUCAGUAACCUGUAAAUAAUGCUGGUGCAAAAAAUGUCCUCCACUCUCUCAUUAGCACCUUUAUCAGGUCUAACGGAGACUUAUUUGAUUUGUUGAGGGAGAAAAAGCUUGGUGUUCUGUGUUGGUGAAAACGUUUUAAAAUAUGCCAGUUGGCAAAUGGAGGAAGCAUUUGUACUCACAUAACAUUAAACAGAAAUAAAGCAGUAGCAAUCUUCUACAGUUAUAACGAAUUGGUUUUGUUUUAUUGGCAAGGAAAGUAUUUGGUCUGGAAAGUUACAAAGAGGCUAGAUUGCAUUAUAAUUGUAUCAUAACAAAGAAUGGCUUUGAAAUGUGUGCAUUUAUAAUGCUUAGGCAUGGCCUAUACUCCAAACCAUUGAGUUUUCUGCAUCUUAAUGUUAUUUUUAGUUGCAAGGCUGUCUUUUGAAAAAUUAAAACUAUAGCUAGGAUUCUG
Molecule: messenger RNA, 1387 nt
Organism: Anolis carolinensis (green anole)
Lineage: Eukaryota; Metazoa; Chordata; Lepidosauria; Squamata; Anolidae
Product: RNA-binding Raly-like protein
Exons: 7
Coding region: 231-845 (204 amino acids)
Cellular component (GO): nucleus
Molecular function (GO): RNA binding
Source: RefSeq, a predicted model, not a curated record